CCUCUUCCCCCUUUCCUCUUUAUCCUACCCGUCCACUACAGACAAAUAGAAAGAAGCCCCUCAAAUACCGAACGAAACAAAAUGGGAAAGUUUUUUAGCAAACGCUCCCCCAUGCGCGCUCGGGAUGACCAGAUCACCAAUGCAAGUGACUUGACAUUGAAGCAAUCCUUAUUGCCUUUAAUUCUUGUUACAAUCUUGUUCUUCCUCUGGGUAAAUUGCCUGACCUUUGGCGCUAUUAUCCGAGUCGCUAAUGUUUGAUAGGGAUUUGCCUACGGGCUUCUAGAUGUUCUCAACAAGCACUUUCAGACUACUCUACACAUUUCGCGCUCCCGGUCAUCGGGACUCCAGGCUGCGUACUUCGGGUGAGCCGCUGGUUUUCUUUCUCAAAUGGAUAUAACGUGGCGACAAGGCUAAACACUGACCCCUCGCAACAGAGCAUACCCAAUCGCAUCUUUAACCUAUGCUGGUAUUGUUCUGAAAAAAUUUUCAUAUAAAGCAACAUUCAUGCUUGGCCUGACCUUGUAUGGAAUUGGUGCCUUAUUGUUCUGGCCAGCAGCGUUAAAGCGAUCUUUCGGAGUGAGUUUACUACCGAAUAUUCCGAGCCGUUCAUCUAACCGUUGGAACAGAGGCUAAUGGCUGGAAUGGUCGGUAGGGCUUUUGUGGUGCAACAUUCAUCAUUGGAUCCGGGCUUGGUACGCUCGAGACUGCCGCCAACCCAUAUCUAGCGGGUAAGAAAUAGACCCCCCGUCCCAUUCCCGCGGACCCUUCCGGAUAAGAAUAUACUGAGUAAAUAACUAUUCCCCUAGUAUGCGGUCCACCAAAAUACUCCGAGAUGCGUCUCAACUUAGCCCAAGCCGUGCAAGCAAUUGGAACAGUGGUUGGGCCGGUCCUUGCCUCACAUGUCUUCUUUAAAAACGUUCAGGAUGAUUCCCUGCAAUCUGUGCAAUGGGUGUAUCUUGGCAUCGCGAUCUUCGUCUUUGUCCUCGCUGGUGUAUUCUAUAUUGCAAACAUCCCCGAGGUUACGGACGCGGACAUGGAGCAGCAAAUGGAGCUCACUGGUGGAGUUUUCACAGCUGUAGAGGGUAAGCCAUUGAAGCGUCAAUACCACCUUUGGUGGGCGGGCGCGGCCCAAUUCUGCUACGUCGGGAGUCAAGGUAGCCCCCCGUCCCAUCUCAAGCUCUCUGGAGCGUUCCACUAACGAGCCAAUUGGAACAGUCGCAAUAGCUGGCUAUUUCGUGAACUAUGUCACAGAAACCCGCCCCGGCACGACUAGCUCCCAGGGAGCAAACCUCCUCGCUACCGCACAAGGCUGUUUUGCCGCAGGCCGUUUCCUCGGAACCUUCUUCAUGAAGUUCGCCAAGCCGCGUUGGGUCUUCUUCUGCUUCUUCACGGGCGUAAUCGUCUUCCAAGCCGUGGCGGUCGGCGCACGCAAGAACGCGGGUCUCGCCUCCCUCAACCUUGUUCUCUUCUUUGAGUCCAUCUGUUUCCCGACAAUAUUCACUCUCGGGAUUCGCGGAUUGGGCAAACACACGAAAACCGGUUCCACCGUUAUCGUCGGAGCCAUCAUAGGUGGAGCGGUCAUACCACCUUUGCUUGGGGCUACCGCUGACCACUUUGAUAACACCGGUCCUGCAAUGUUUGUCCCAUUGAUCUUUUUCGUGCUGGCAUACACUUUCCCGAUCGGGGUGAACUUUUACAAGCCGUUAGCAAAACUAAUGGAUGGGUUUCUGGAGAGUAAAGUUGGCCAAGGGGAUAAAGAGUUUAAUACCGAUGAAGCGGAGGCCGCCGAGAUGGAGGAUAUGGGGAAGAAGGAGGGAGUUUAGUAGGGGUUGUUGCUAUUGAGUUUUUUUUUCUUUUUCCCCUUCGCGGGAACAAGUGGUGAGCUUUUAAAAGUAGCCACCCAAAGCGUUUCGUAUGAUGCCGCCAUGACAAUUUUUUCAAUUAGAGUUACUUAGACAGUAAUCGAAAUUG
Molecule: messenger RNA, 1971 nt
Organism: Tuber aestivum (summer truffle)
Lineage: Eukaryota; Fungi; Ascomycota; Pezizomycetes; Pezizales; Tuberaceae
Source: the annotation of a GenBank genome assembly